GGCACUGAGUGCGCGCGGAGUCGGUUUGUCUCUUGCGGUUUCGUGUGCUGCUUCCGCAUAGCGAUAGUUAAAAUGUACCAGCGACUUUAAAUUGGACAAACAGGGCACAGUACAUUUAAAUGCUUCAGCAGGGACAGAUUUUAAUGUUUUAAAGAUCACAUUUUUAUAUAAAUAAAUUCUCCGGUUCUCAACAUCAAGAAACAAUGCCUCCAAUUUCAAGACCAGCGGCUUCAGUUUAUCGGACUUCAACAUCUAAUCAACAACGACGGCUGUUGGAUAUCUCAGUCAGCAACAGGAAUUACCCUGCAACAAGAACUGCAGAAGGAGAUGUAUUAAGUAAUAUAUCUACAUCAACAUCGCGCCAUUAUGUUGACCCGUGGGACCUUGAAAAUUAUGCAUUUAUGAGUCGUCAUUACACUACCGAUAUUGAAGCGGAUUAUGUCGUCGGUUCGACACCUGCACUGGAAUCAUCGCAGUCAGAUUUCUAUUACGUACCCCUGAAUCGUCAUC
Molecule: messenger RNA, 510 nt
Organism: Cryptotermes secundus
Lineage: Eukaryota; Metazoa; Arthropoda; Insecta; Blattodea; Kalotermitidae
Source: RefSeq, a predicted model, not a curated record